Rhipicephalus microplus (southern cattle tick) is the source of this 2489-nucleotide messenger RNA. RefSeq names its product putative inorganic phosphate cotransporter. The record is from RefSeq and is a predicted model, not a curated record. Gene Ontology annotation, biological process: monoatomic anion transport; transmembrane transport. Gene Ontology annotation, cellular component: membrane. Lineage: Eukaryota; Metazoa; Arthropoda; Arachnida; Ixodida; Ixodidae. Gene Ontology annotation, molecular function: transmembrane transporter activity.
CCGUUAUCACCGAAUCACGCCCCUCGGAGGUCACAAACCACUUUCGCGACUGGUCGAUACCACGAAAAGCGACAGGCGCUGCCCCAAGUUCGCGUGUUCCUGCGCCUGCGCCCAUGCAAUGAUGAUGCUUCUGCCGUCGGCGCUGUGAAUGCUUUGAUGGGCCUCUUUCACUAGUUGAUCGCGCAGAGCGAGGGCGCGAGUGCGGUGUUUCGAGCGCGGGCGGCUAGUCUGGAAACAUAUGGCUCUGCUCUGAACCAACAAUACGAGCUCCUCGCGUCGCGUGACUCGAUCGUAACGACUGAUUCGCUUCCACAGAGAAGAUCCGUCAACAACGUUAACAUCGAGCAUCACUGCUGGGACAGGUUUCACAGUCGACAAUGUCGCUGCUCACCAAAGAUGAAGAAACUACGAGCGAAACACUGCUGUCGAAGAAACGCCGCACUUUCAGAGGGAUAUACGACGCUGUGCAGACCCGUCACGUGCUGGCACUUAUGGGAUUUUUGGGCUUCGUCAAUGUGUAUGCGCUGAGGGUGAACCUGAGCGUUGCCCUGGUUGCCAUGGUUAACCACACAGCCAUUCUCGCCAACAGUACUCCUUCGUCAGGAGAGGAAUGCAAGGCACCAUCGAAUAGCGCCAAGGAGAAAGUCCAGGAUGGAACGUUUAUAUGGAAUGAAUAUGAGCAAGGCAUCAUACUGGGUGCCUUCUUCUACGGCUAUGUCAUCACCCAGAUUCCUGGAGGUCGUCUGGCCGAACGGUUUGGAGCCAAAUGGCUCUACGGUGUGGGUGUGCUUAUCACUGCACUGCUUACUCUUCUCACGCCAGCUGCCGCCUCUUGGAGCAUCUAUGCCUUCAUCACCAUCCGAGUCAUGAUGGGCCUUGGAGAGGGAGUGACGUUCCCUGCGAUGCAUGCCAUGAUAGCUCGGUGGUUGCCGAAGGACGAACGCAGCCUGUUGUCGACGAUCAUCUACUCGGGUGGCCAGAUUGGCACUGUGGUGGCCAUGCCGAUAUCUGGUCUGCUGUGUGACUCAACGUUCCUUGGAGGCUGGCCUGCUGCUUUCUACGUUUUGGUGGGCCUGAUUGGUGUGGUGUGGUUUGUGUUCUGGGCCCUCCUUGCGUACAACAGCCCACAAGAGCACCCCCGCAUCAGCGACGAAGAGCGCAUCUACAUUGAAACCAACCAGGGUGAAGAACAGACACGGGAGAAGUUGCCCAUUCCGUGGCGGGCAGUGCUGACUUCAGUGCCUUUCUGGGCUCUGAUGCUGACUCACUUUGGCCAAAACUGGGGCUUCUACACGCUUCUCACAGAGAUGCCCAGUUAUCUCAAGAACAUCCUGCACUUUGACAUCAGAAAGAAUGGGUACCUCUCGGCACUGCCCUACCUGCUUGGGACGUUCUCUAGCUGGGGAGCCGGAUACCUGGCCGACCAUGUGCGCCGAAAAGAUCUAUUCACGACCAGCAUCAUUAGAAAGUUCUUCAAUUCUGUUUCCUUCUUUGGAACAGCCAUCUGCCUGUUUGUCGUGACUUUUGCGGGCUGCAACGGAUUCCUGAACAUCGUUCUCCUGACCAUUGGCAUGGGCAUCAACGCAUUCUGUUUCUCAGGUUACAUGGUGACCCACGUCGACAUGUCUCCAGACUUCGCAGGUACCUUAAUGGGGAUGACGAAUGCCUUCGCCAACCUGGCUGGAUUUCUGGCACCUCUCGCUGUCGGGAGCUUGACAAACAGCAAUGAGACAAUCGCACAGUGGAGCAUUGUGUUCUACAUCGCUGCCGGCGUGUACGUCGUCACAGGCCUCAUCUUCGUUCUCUGCGGCUCUGCCGAGCUUCAGCCCUGGGGAUUGUACGCCCAAACCUGCGGUGGCAACUUCGCGGGGCCCCUGGGAACUCUGGGAACGGGGAACCUGUCGGCCGACACCCCUUACCAGGCGACGCAUGAUGAUGGCACGCCCGAGAGUCCCAAGUCUGACGAUGCUUUCCCUACGGAAGCUUAUUGAUGUGCUAGUUCACUGGGUGUGCAAUGAUUGCAUUCACCUCCUGCUCACCAUAACUUGGCAAAUGGGAAAGGCUGCAACCCUGAACCUGAUUUCAGGGGUAGCUCAUGGCUACGGCGUUGCACUGCCGAGCUCAAGCGUGCGGAUUCAACUCCCAGCCAUGGUGGCCGCAUUUCGAUGCAGGCAAAGUGCAAAAAUGCUCGUGUGCUUAGAUUUAGGCGAGUAUUAAGAGAGUCUAGGUCGUCAAAAUUAAUCGAAAGUUCCCCACAUUGCACCUCAUAAUUACGUCAGGCUAUGGCAUGUAAUACCACAGAAUGUAUAUAAUAUUUAAUCCCAGAACCUUGUGAUAAAGGCGCAAUGUGGGCAUCCAAAUGGGAAUGUAGCUAAUCCACAAUAGCACACUUAAAGACCAAGCUUGCAAGCACGGAAGGGGUCUUGCAUUCAGCUGCUGUCAAGAGUGCAUGCUUCUGAGAGAUGCUUGGUCAAGAUCACUAUAGAGCC